Molecule: messenger RNA, 2036 nt
Organism: Lasiosphaeria miniovina
Lineage: Eukaryota; Fungi; Ascomycota; Sordariomycetes; Sordariales; Lasiosphaeriaceae
Exons: 8
Coding region: 486-2036 (516 amino acids)
Source: RefSeq, a predicted model, not a curated record
CCCCACAGAAUAACUCCCGCACAUGAACACCUUUUCUUCUGGCUACCGCCGUUACACUUCUACCCUCGGAAUCUUGCUCUGGCAUCUUGCUCUGGAAUUGGCUGCACUGCUCUUCUCUCUGCCGCCCUUGCUUCCUUGUGUGUUUGAGGGUGCCUGUUGGGUAGGCUGAGGGCGUUGGCUGUGAGAAAGUUGGCUGUGAGCACCGAUCUUCGCGCAUCUUCAUCCAUAGCGCAUCGCGCAUCAUCAUCCAUAGCGCAUUGAGCUAUUGCCCAUCUUCCUUACAUACUACCCAAUUGCGCUUCAUACUACAUUGCGCUUCAUACUACCCGAUCGCGCUUCAUAGAGCACGCCAUCUCAUUAUUCUCAAAAUCGAGCGCAUCGUUUCGCACCUAUUCGCCACUUGCACGUUUCGCACUCAUUCGCCACUUGCACGUUCGCACCUCAUUCACCACUUGCACAUCUCACUCUGCAUCUCGUCGAGCACCAUGGCUCCUCGUACAGACAAAAAGAGGAUACCAACCCUAGCACGGCAGCCCCAGACCGCACCAGAGACAAAUGAACCAGUCAGCAAGGUCAAGACGCUGAGAGCUCUAGGAGCCGAGCUCCAGCAGCAAAUCGCCGAGUUUCAAAUCAAGGCACCAGAGACGAAUGAACCACAGCAGUUCGCCGAGUUUCAAAUCAAAGACGAGGUUGACGACAACGAGGAAGUCAAGAACGACGACCAGCGCGAUGUUGACGAUACGUACGAUCUUGUCGACCUCGUCAAGGCGAAGCAGGAGAAUAAUCAAGAGUUCAUUAGUCGAUUGAAGAAAAGACUCAAUAGCAUAAACGACGCGGUUAACGACCUCUUUGGACAAGUCGGAGAUAUCAACCACGUACCGGGCAAGGCCGCCCAGUUGGGGGACGACAUCACGAGCCUCAGAGGGCAACUCAGAGUGGCCAUGGACGAGAUCGAGAGCCGCAAAGCGCAACUCAGAGCGGCGAAAGACUUUGUCACAGAGAAGAAAAAACUCGAUGAUAUCGAGCAUGAAAAGCAGGCACAUCUGGAGAAGGAGCAGGAGCAGGAGGAGCUUGAGGGGCAGGAGCAGCAGGAGCAGCUGGAGCAGCUGGAAGCAUCAAAUAGUGACGGUUACGCUGGAAACAGUGACGGUUACGCAGCUGGCAAAUUCCUCCCGAGUCUAGAAAAUAGCGAGGUUACGCUGGAAACAGUGCCGGUUACGCAGCUAGCAAAUUCCUCUGAAUCCAGAGCUUUGCGGAUCAAGACUGACAACUCGACUAGAAAUAGUGACGGUCACGCAGCUGGACACAGGCCAGCCACGCACCUGCUAAAUUCCUCUGAAUCCAGAGCUUUGCGCAUCAAGACUGACAAUUCGAGCAACGCGUUGCUGCUGAUCAGGGCCGGAAAUAUACAGUACCAUCUGAAGCCUUCUUCGGCUAGCACAAUACCAUCUCAAGCCUUCUUCUUCACUGGCAAUCACCAACACAUCAUCACGCGUCGGCACAUCCAAGCCUUCUUCGGCUGCCACAGUACCAUUUCAAGCCUUCUUAGGCUAGCACAGUACCAUCUCAAGCCUUCCUUGGCUUCUAACCUUACCAACCAAAAUAUCAUCUCGUGUCAGCACACCACUACACCCGCCAAAAUGGACGCCGACGUCACUUCCUUCAUGUACGCCCACAUUCACCCGGUCCUGCGUCUCAACAGAGACCUGGCGCCGUUCGGCGUAUUUGUCGCCGUCACAGACAUGCAGGGCGUAGAGAGAAUGGGUGCUAUUUACCAUGAGCAGCUGGAGGCGGCCGGCCACCGCAUGUCGGUGCUGGCCCUGCCUGACGUGGACGGCCCGGCCCGCGUGGCCCUCUUUUGCCGGUGCCUGCCAGAUCUGAUCCUGGCCCUAGACGUCCUGGUCCUCCACGCCGACGGCGUGGAUAUCAUCUUUGCCGACGUUGAGUCGGCCCUAUUUGCCCUGCGCCGCCGCCGCCCUGCCUUUGUGGUCGCUUACUGGGCCCCCACCUCCGUUGCGUCUAUGUUCUUUGCCUGA